Molecule: messenger RNA, 2268 nt
Organism: Punica granatum (pomegranate)
Lineage: Eukaryota; Viridiplantae; Streptophyta; Magnoliopsida; Myrtales; Lythraceae
Source: RefSeq, a predicted model, not a curated record
GCUUCUUUUUGGCUCUUGGCUCUCCCGAGAAGUUAAAGCCAGCCGAAGAAACUCUUCCUCAGUGAGUUAAGGGGCCAGAGAAGACUUCUGAUACCUAAGAGGAAGAUUUCUUUUGGAUCUCAGAACUGUCUUCAGCUCCACGGGGGCACUCUUCGUGUGUUCUUAUCGAUGGAACUGAGAAGUGAGAAGUCCAGGCCCUCCAGGCUGUGUCUCGUGAUCGUCCUAUGUUUCUGGACUUCCUGCGUAUCGGGUUUGCCCACUACUAAGAAUAUGCUUCAAGUGCAAGCUUUGUUGGGAAUUAAAGGUGAACUCAAGGAUCCGGACAACGUCCUGGCGAACUGGGAUGAGUACUUUGUCGACCCGUGUGUGUGGACCAUGGUCUCUUGCUCAGACGACGGUUUCGUCGUGGCCUUACGAAUUCCGAGUCAAAACUUAUCGGGGCAGCUCUCGCCUAGCAUCAGCAACCUGACCAAUCUCGAGAAAGUGUUCCUCCAGAACAAUAGCAUAUCGGGACCUAUUCCUGCUGAGCUUGGGAGGCUGUCAAAGCUUCAGCAGCUCGAUCUUUCCCAGAACUCAUUCACCGGCAGAAUCCCAAGCGAGCUGUCCCACCUGAGGAGCCUCCAGAUCCUGAGAUUAAACAACAACAACCUGACGGAUCCGAUUCCUCCAUCUUUUGCUGAUAUGACCCAGCUAACCUUUAUGGAUCUUUCAUACAACAAUUUGAGCCCUCCACUGCCUAAGUUGCUGGCUAAAACAUUCAAAGUUGUAGGAAACCCGCUGCUAUGUGCCACGGGACAUGAAAAAGACUGUUACUGGACCCCUCAAAUGCCGACUACCAUCAAUUCGAGCAACUCACAGAAUUUUGAAUCUUCGGAGAGUCGGAAGAGCCACAACCUAGGAUUGGCCUUGGUUUUAAGUCUAGGGUGCAUCUGCAUACUUCUCCUCUCUGUCAGCUUCCUUCUCUGGUGGAGGCGGAGACUCAACAAGCAAAUUUUCUUCGAUGUCAAUGAGCAACAUUCCGAAGAGCUCUGCCUCGGAAACCUUAGGAAGUUCCACUUCAGGGAGCUGCAGGCAGCCACAAACAACUUUAGCAGCAAGAACUUGAUCGGGAAGGGUGGGUCAGGAAACGUCUACAAGGGUUAUCUCAAGGACGGGACAGUAGUGGCAGUAAAACGGCUAAGGGACGGAGGUGCCAUCGGGGGCGGAGCCCAAUUUCAGACAGAAGUCGAGAUGAUAAGCUUAGCAGUACAUAGAAACCUACUCAGGUUAUGUGGGUUCUGUAUUACCGCGACUGAACGGUUACUCGUGUACCCAUACAUGGCCAAUGGAAGUGUAGCUUCCCGUCUCCGAGGAAAACCGACUUUGGAGUGGAGCAUGAGAAAACGGAUUGCAGUCGGGGCUGCAAGGGGCCUUCUUUACUUACACGAGCAGUGCGACCCUAAGAUCAUACACAGGGACGUGAAGGCUGCAAAUAUAUUGCUAGACCAGUACUGUGAGGCAGUGGUGGGAGAUUUCGGGCUCGCGAAGCUCUUGGACCAUCGGCAAUCUCAUGUGACAACUGCUGUGAGAGGAACAGCAGGUCACAUUGCCCCUGAAUAUCUAUCGACGGGUCAAUCUUCGGAGAAGACAGAUGUGUUCGGGUUCGGGAUACUUCUGUUAGAGUUGAUCUCCGGGCAUAAGGCUAUUGAAUUCGGGAAAGCAGCAAAUCAGAGAGGAGCCAUGCUUGACUGGGUCCGGAAACUUCAGCAGGAGAAGAAGCUCGAGAUGCUUGUUGACAAGGACCUGAAGGGCAUAUAUGACCGGUUCGAACUUGAAGAGAUGGUUCGGGUGGCCCUCCUCUGCACCCAAUACCACCCGAGCCAAAGACCUAAAAUGUCUGAAGUGGUGAGGAUGUUAGAAGGGGAUGAGCUCGCCGAGAAGUGGGAAGCUUCUCAGAGGCCAGAGGCGACAAGCAGCGGUGCCCAUGAUUUCUUCUUCUCAAACCGCUGUUCAGAUCUCACCGAUGAUUCUUCUUUGCUUGUCCAACAAAUGGAGCUCUCUGGACCCCGAUAACAAAGUAAUUCGCUACACGGUUGUUAAGUUUGAAACUGCAGAAACUCAAAGAACAAUGUGAAUUGAACAUAUAUGGUACGACACAAUUACUCCGCAGAAUUUGACACUGAAAACUUGUCACCCAUGUAAUUAAGUGCUCUUUCUUUUUUGAAGUCAAUAAUGUAUUUUGGGUAUUUCGAUAAUAUUCUCAGCCAUGAAAGAUAAGAUUUCCGUUUU